AUGCCUUCGGACAACGCUUCAGGCGAGGGUGCUUCGGAAGCUAAGCCUAGCGUCUCAAACGUGUUCAUGGGCCGGCUGGGCAAUAUAGAAGAGUUUUCUCCUGACAACGCGGCAGCCUGGCCUACAUACCUCGAACGCCUCCAGUUCUAUUUCACGGCGAAUGGUGUGGUUGAGGAGCAGCAGCAACGGGCAGUGCUGUGCAGCCAGCCGGGUGAAAGUAUCGCGGAUUUUGUUGCGGACUUGCGCCGACUCUCCGAGCACUGCGAGUUCGGUGUCACCCUGGAGGACAUGCUCCGCGAUCGUCUAGUCUGUGGCGUUCGUGACGAAGGGCUGCAACGGCGUCUCCUGGCUGAGACUGCAUUGGAUUUCAAGAAGGCGUACGAAAAGGCCGUCGCUGCCGAGUAUGCGACGAGGCAAACGGAAACCAUCCGGGGAGCGUUGCCGUCAGCGUCCGAGUUACAUCGGAUGGGUCAAGCACCAAAGGCGGACAAGCCGGGCGGUAAACAAGAGCGUUCCAAGGAAUCAAGAACCGGGCGGUGUACCCGCUGCAGCGGUGACCACGACGCUACGAGCUGUGGUUUCCGCUCUGCAGUGUGUCAUUUCUGCAAGCGGAAAGGUCACAUUGUUCGUGCCUGCCGUCAAAAGGAAGAGGCAAGAAGCAAGGCAAAGAGUGGCAAUAAGCGCCCAGGCAACUUGGGUCACUCAGGAGUGUACGGACUUUACCACAUUGCUAGUGGAUUGCCAGCGUUUAUGGCUAACGUCAUUGUGAACGGACACCAGGUAUCGAUGGAAGUGGACUCUGGAUCCGUUUGUUCUAUUGUCAACUUAUGGACAUUGAGCAAGCUGGGAAUCUCGAAGAAGGCGCUCCGACCAAGUUCCAAGGGAGUGCGGACGUACACACAGCAGCCUGUUUGUGUCGUGGGUGAAGUGGAAGUUCCUGUAAAGUACAACAGUAGAGAGGGCAAACUACCCCUGUUCGUCACGAAAGGGUCGGGAGUCAGCAUCCUGGGGAGAGACUGGUUCCGACCGCUAGGCAUAACACUGGAGGGACUGCACCAGCUCAGCAGAGCUCCAGCUUCCAAAAGUUCCAGUCGAGAAGUCCAACCAGCUGCACGCAACCCGAGCAAGGUGGUGACAAGCAAGCAGGGUCUUCCUGUGCGGAUCUUAGUGGAUGAGAAAGCCACGCCCAAGUUUCACAAGCCACGGCAAGUACCUUUCGCGCUACUGCCCAAGGUGGAGGAAGCCAUCGAACAGUUGGUCGAGCAAGGCAUUUACGUUCCCAUUAAGCAUUCCCGCUGGGCUACGCCAAUUGUGCCGAUUCUGAAGAAGAACGGAAAGAUGAGAAUUUGCGGGGACUACAAGGGAACACUCAACCCUGUCGUCAAGUGGGAGACAUAUCCCCUUCCAACUCCAGAACAACUGCUCGCAAGACUGGGAGGAUGUGCAGUGUUUUCUCGGCUGGACUUGGAUCAAGCUUAUCAGCAACUCUGUGUCGAUGAGGACACCGCCAUGCUGCAGACCGUGACAACUCACAAGGGCCUGUUCAAGGUGACGCGAUUGCAGUUUGGUGUGGCAGUCGCCGUAGCCAUCUUUCAACGUUAUAUGGAAGGACUGUUGAACGGACUGGAAGGGGUUCAGUGCUUUCUGGAUGACAUCCUAAUUGGCGGAAGAACAGUUGCUGAGCAUGACGAGCGGCUGCGCAAAGUGCUGCAGCGUAUCCAAGACGACGGGCUUCGCCUGAACGCCGAGAAGUGUGCAUUCAGGGACAAGGAAGUGACGUACCUGGGGUACCGUGUCAACAAGGACGGAGUAAGUCCUUUGCGUGAAAAAGUGGAAGCCAUCAAGCAAGCUCCGGAACCGAAGAACAAGAAGGAGCUGCAGUCGUUCUUGGGAGCCUUAAAUUUUAUGGCCGUUUCUUGA
This is a messenger RNA of Rhipicephalus sanguineus (brown dog tick), 1920 nucleotides long. RefSeq lists its product as uncharacterized. The coding region runs from base 1 to 1920 and encodes 639 amino acids. Lineage: Eukaryota; Metazoa; Arthropoda; Arachnida; Ixodida; Ixodidae. The transcript is spliced from 3 exons. The record is from RefSeq and is a predicted model, not a curated record.